Molecule: messenger RNA, 2754 nt
Organism: Pseudomyrmex gracilis
Lineage: Eukaryota; Metazoa; Arthropoda; Insecta; Hymenoptera; Formicidae
Gene: Brd7-9
Product: bromodomain-containing protein 7
Exons: 4
Coding region: 426-2675 (749 amino acids)
Biological process (GO): regulation of transcription by RNA polymerase II
Cellular component (GO): nucleus
Source: RefSeq, a predicted model, not a curated record
AGGAAUUUUUGUGACGCCGUCAUUAUGGCUGCCACUGUGUGUUGUCUACACACGCAACGAAGUGCGGCGGCCGCUGACGUGCAAGAGAAAGCUGAAUAGUUUUGUUAUUUUUCCGCGCGAAGCUGUGGCUGAACGCACAGAACAUGGGCUCGAAGAAACACAAAAAACAUAAACGCGAGCGAUACGAAGUUCAAUGAUGCACAGGAAUUUUGACUACGUUUUCACCGCCGACAAACUGAGAGUGAAGAGUAGAAGUGAGGUGGAUUCAAAAGUAUAAACCGAGCGUUCCACAGCAACAGGUGCGACGUGGAACAGAGAGCCAGUACACAACGACGGACAAACCUCCUAGCCUGAAGUUAAUUUUAAAAGUAGGAGGCAGUACUGGAACCCCCGAACACGGCAGCGAAUCGCCAAGUCAGGCCACCAUGCUGUCGCAGCACUAUCAGCAACAAUUAGGUCUUAAUUAUUCUGUUAGUCCAGGCGAUACAGAAUACGACAGAUAUGUCGGCCAUAAGAAGCUCAAAAAAAAGAAAAAGAAGAAGGACAAGCGUCACAAGCAUCAUCACAAGGACAAGAAGAGACGGAGGGAAGAAUCGAGUCAAGAAUCAGUUGGCGAUGCCGACGAGAACUUAGCAGAACCUAUACCUAAAAAACCGUGCACUAAUCAUAAUCAAUUGUUGCCACCUAGACCACCAUCGAGCGGUGAGUUACGAGUCGGUGCUAGUAAUAUAAGUUCCCUGUCGCCGCAUCGCGAGCCCAGAACAUGCGUCUUGAGAAAGAUAGCGGAGCGCACACCCCUUCAGAGAUUACUGGAGCAUUUGCUGAGGUCACUGGAAAAGCGAGAUCCGCAGCAGUUCUUCGCUUGGCCAGUUACAGACAGCAUUGCACCCGGUUAUUCUCAAAUAAUCACAAAUCCUAUGGAUUUUAGCACGAUAAAGCAGAAAAUAGACGAUAAUAAUUAUCAGAAUCUGCAGGAAUUCGUGGAUGAUUUCAAGCUCAUGUGCGACAAUGCAACAACAUACAAUCAUCCCGAUACUAUCUACUACAAAGCGGCGAAGAAAUUGCUGCAUGUAGGUUUGAAGACGGUCACGCCCGAAAAACUACGUCAGCUCAGAUCGGUUCUCACGUAUAUGAAUGACAUCACGAAAGAGGAAUUGGGAUUCGAAUUGGGCGUUGAGGAUCCGAAUAAUCCAGACACUCCAACGACGGAAGAGCAAAUCGAGCGGGAACGCGAACAAGAGGAACGAAACGAGGAAGCGGAGGAACUUAGAAAAGAAAAUCAGAGAAAGAUGAGACUGGCUAAUUUAGGUAAAUUCGAGGCGAUACCGGACGAUCUAACACCGGAAGAGAUACUGAAGCAGGCAAGAGGAGCGGCAAAGGCAGCGGCGGAGAAGCUCAGUCUGAAGAAGGUCAAUUCGAAGAUGGGUCUGCUGAGGCAGAAGAAAGAUGGUACUACUAGCCUGCAGAUCAUUGUACCCGGUGAUGGAAUCAUUCCCGGUACCAAUCAAAGACCAGUAUCGCUAGGUCAAUUGAUAGGCAAGUUGAACCAUGGAACAGGAGUGUUGGCUGGAUUCCGCGAGGAUCGCAGGAAUAUGUCGAAACCAGUAAAGUCCUUGUAUUAUGGCGCGUUUGGCUCGUACGCGCCAAGCUACGACUCGACGUUCGCGAAUCUUACCAAGGAGGAAACGGAUCUGGUUUAUCAGACCUAUGGCGAUGAUACUGCCGUGCAAUACGCAGAAUCCAUCUUGGACUUCGCUAAGGACUGUGAUUACACAUUGACUAUGGUCGAUGAAUUGCUGGAUAUUCUCACAGACGGUGAACACAGAAAGACGAAAAAAUUUCUGGAAGAAAAACGUAGAUUGAAGGAAGAAGAGGAGAAGAUCAAGCAUUUGUUGGAGAGCCCUACCCAGAACGUGGAUCGUGACAUUCCGUCGCUGGAAAAGGUCAAAGUCGAUAUCGAGCAGCUGAAGACGCUCUCGGAACUUGGUAUCGAUAUAAACUUCUUAGAAAAUUUAGAGGAAGAAUUUAAGUAUAGCGAGGAACGCGCAGCUUUACAAAGUCGUCUAGACGAUACGUCACAAAUGUUGGGUCGAUUAAAGCAGAUACAACAUGAGCGUUUAUCGGCGCCACCCCCGGCGCAUCUAUCUAAUGUUCCUAAGGCGGGUGACAACGAAGUUAUAUUGGCAGAGAAGAUCACUGACAAUCUCACUGACAUUGCCAAGAAACUACCGCCGUCGCAAAUAGCUCCGGUCGACAGUCUACGCAGAGCGAUGGGAAUAGCGCCUCUGGGUGGACCGGAACCCAUGGAAGUCGAGCCGAUCACGCACAACCCUGCCAUCGUCGCCGACAAUUCAUUGCUGCCUCCGAAUCCGACUAACGACAACAAUCAAGUAUUGUCAACCUUGUUGCCCCCUUCGUCGAUUUCAAACGCGAAUUUGUUGAGCCCGACCGGCCAGCAAAGUCAGAAUAUCGGUAUUGUGGGCGCGAAUCAGUCGUCGAUGCAAAUGCAAAUCGGCAUGACGCACAGCAAUCAAACGCCACCUUCUCUUCUAAGCGCGACGGAGUCGACCGAUCUUGAGUCGGAGUUGCGCGAGUUCCUGGAGAGCGAUCCCACACUAGGACACUCGCCUCUUCACGAUGACAAAACGCUGGAAGAUAUUCUAUCCGAAUCUUAGUAGGUAGGCUAAACUUAAAAAUUUUUUUUAUAAAUAAAUUAAAUAUAUAAAUUAUAAAUAUUAUAAAUAUAUAAUGUAA